CUUACGGCGGCGGGUGCUGAUUGGCUGCGGCUGGGGGUUUCUGUCUGCUUCCCGUUAACGCGGAGGGUUAUGGGGCAGACCCCGGGAAGUACGGACCGGUGUGAGGCGUUGGGCACCUUUGUGCCCCAGGGGUCUGCAAGCUGGGAAUUGGCAGAAGUGAAAGGAAAAGAUCAAAGGUGAAUCGUUGUUGACCACAUGAGUCUAUGGUGAGGUAAAAGUGAGCGGGAGGAUGUUACAUCAUCACUGCCGCAGAAAUCCUGAGCUGCAGGAGGAGCUCCGGAUCCAGGCCGCAGUGGCUGCUGGAGAUGUACACACUGUGCGCACCAUGCUGGAGCAAGGCUACUCCCCUAACGGCCGGGAUGCCAAUGGAUGGACUCUUCUUCACUUUUCAGCGGCACGGGGGAAAGAGAGAUGUGUACGGGUGUUCUUAGAACAUGGGGCGGACCCUACAGUGAAGGACUUGAUAGGUGGCUUCACAGCGUUACAUUAUGCCGCCAUGCAUGGAAGGGCACGAAUUGCACGCCUCAUGUUGGAGUCGGAGUACCGCAGUGAUAUCAUCAAUGCGAAGAGCAAUGAUGGGUGGACACCCCUGCAUGUGGCUGCCCACUAUGGCAGGGACUCUUUUGUCAGGCUGCUUUUGGAGUUCAAAGCUGAGGUGGACCCAUUGAGUGACAAGGGCACAACUCCUCUGCAACUUGCUAUUAUCCGAGAACGAUCCAGCUGUGUAAAGAUCCUCUUGGACCACAACGCCAACAUUGAUAUUCAAAACGGGUUCCUGCUUCGCUAUGCUGUGAUAAAAAGCAACCAUUCAUACUGCCGCAUGUUUCUGCAAAGGGGUGCUGAUACAAACUUGGGGAGGCUGGAAGAUGGGCAAACUCCACUUCACCUCUCUGCCCUGCGGGAUGAUGUUCUCUGCGCUCGCAUGUUGUACAAUUACGGGGCAGACACGAACACUAGGAACUAUGAAGGUCAGACACCACUGGCCGUAUCAUUAAGCAUUUCUGGAGCUAGCCGGCCUUGCUUGGACUUCCUACAGGAUGUAAGAAGGCAGCCAAGGUUUCUGCAAGAUUUAUGCCGGAUUAAAAUACGCCACUGUAUAGGACUACAGAACCUCAAGCUACUGGACGAGCUCCCUAUUGCCAGAGUCAUGAAAGACUACUUAAAACACAAAUUUGAUGAUAUCUGAGUGUGCUUUCCGCGGCAGAAAAGACUUUUUGAAUAAUUCUAGGUGUGAUAUUCCAGAAGUGGGAAAGGCUGUAUUGCACAAGUAUAUCCUAUGCAAUUUCUGAUAUGGGAUGGAGUCAGAAGGCAGAUAUACACAUUUCAUUUUAAUAUUAUUUCUUUCCCUAUUUUAUGUUAAGUGCUAGAAAGGUCUUAAAUUUUUAGGGUGUUUGGCUUUUUUUUUAUUUAAUUUUUUUUUUUUUUUUUUUUAAGUAUCA
Pelobates fuscus (common spadefoot toad) is the source of this 1439-nucleotide messenger RNA. It is a transcript of the gene ASB7, whose product is annotated as ankyrin repeat and SOCS box containing 7. NCBI's taxonomy places the organism in Eukaryota, Metazoa, Chordata, Amphibia, Anura, Pelobatidae. Gene Ontology annotation, biological process: intracellular signal transduction. Bases 230 to 1186 code for a protein of 318 amino acids. The transcript has 5 exons. The record is from RefSeq and is a predicted model, not a curated record. Gene Ontology annotation, molecular function: protein binding.